Molecule: messenger RNA, 1677 nt
Organism: Candidozyma auris
Lineage: Eukaryota; Fungi; Ascomycota; Pichiomycetes; Serinales; Metschnikowiaceae
Gene: PWP1
Product: rRNA-processing protein PWP1
Exons: 1
Coding region: 1-1677 (558 amino acids)
Biological process (GO): rRNA processing
Cellular component (GO): nucleus
Molecular function (GO): protein binding
Source: RefSeq, a predicted model, not a curated record
AUGAUCUCUUCGAGUUGCUGGGUUCCGAGAGGCUUUGCAGCUGAAUUUCCUGAACAGUAUGAAUUGGACGAUGCUGAAAUGGAGAGAAUCACCCAGAUGGCCCAGUUGGAGUUAUCAGAUGCGAAAGCAGACCUUAAAGAGGCCCAGGAGAGGGAGAAAGGUCUCAAACUGGAGGAAGACAUUGAUGACGAUUUAAAAGAAUACAAUCUAGAUACCUACGAUGAUGACGAUGAGGAGGACGGUGAAACUGUCUCCAUGUUCCCUGGUCUCACUAACACUGAUGCCUCUUAUAAAGAGAACGAGGAAGGUGAUGGGUACCUUUCCUUGCCAACCGAAGUCGAACAGAAACAGGAGAAACAAGAAAUGCAGAUCUACCCAACUGACAACUUGGUGUUGGCAACAAGAACUGAAGAUGAUGUUUCUUACCUUGAUGUCUAUGUGUAUGAUGACGGUGCUGGAGCCCCCGAAGGCAGUGAGCUUGAGAAGGGUGACGAGUUGGACGAUGACGUUGCCCAGGGUAUGGAGAGAGAAUCGAACUUGUACGUGCACCACGACUUGAUGUUGCCAGCAUUCCCACUUUGCGUGGAGUGGGUGAACUUCCGGCCAGGAACCAAUGCUGAAGACAGCUCUUCGAAUAUAGGCAACUUUGCCGCCAUUGGUACUUUCGAUCCACAAAUCGAAAUCUGGAAUUUGGACUGUAUUGACAAGGCUUUCCCGGACUUGAUCUUGGGUGAGCCCCAAAAGAACUCCUUCCAGUCAUUGCUGAAGAAGAAGAAAAAGAAGAGCAAAGGUAAGUUCGUCUCUACCCACCACACGGACGCUGUGUUGUCUUUAGCUCAUAAUAAAACUCACAGGACAGCUUUGGCAUCCACUUCUGCUGACAAGACUGUGAAGCUCUGGGAUCUUUCUCAGGGUGUAGCCGUGAGGUCCCUCAACUCAGUGCAUCAGGGUAAAACUGUGUCUCUGAGUCAGUGGCAUUCGCAGGAAGCUUCAAUUUUGUUGACCGGUGGUUACGACGGUGCGUGUGGUAUUACUGACGUCAGAAUCUCUGACGAUAACCAAAUGACCAAAGCAUACUCUGUUGGUGGUGGCCAAGAAGUAGAGAACGUGAAGUGGGGAGCUCAGCCAGAGAUCUUUUACUGUGGUACGGAUGCCGGUAACGUGUACUGCUUUGAUGUGAGAUCGCAAGAUAAGCCGCUCUGGACAUUGCAUGCCCACGACACUGGGAUCUCCUCAUUGGAUGUCAGUGCCAACAUACCAGGUAUGUUGAUCACAUCUGCAAUGAGCGAGAAGUUGGUCAAGCUCUGGAAAGCGCCAACGGAACCCAAGAAGGGCCCUUCCAUGGUGUUGUCUAGAGAUUUUGGUGUAGGUAACGUACUUACAUGCUCUUUUGCCGGUGAUAUCGAGGUUGCUGGUAACUUGACUGUUGGUGGUGCUUCAGGAUCGUUAAAGAUGUGGGACUGUCUUUCGAACAAGUCUGUGAGAAAUUCCUUCAAGGACGAGUUGAAGGACCUUCAAAGAAGAGCCAGGGCUGAGGCCCAGGAGCGUGGCCGUGCAUCCAGAAUUGCCAGAAAGUAUAACGGAGACGCCAAGGAGACGUUAAUGAGCGCAGAAGCAGGAGGUUUUACCGAUGAGGAGGACUCGGAUGUCGAGGGAGACGCAGGCAUGGAGGAGUAA